This is a messenger RNA of Brachypodium distachyon (stiff brome), 8061 nucleotides long. Its product is annotated as 50S ribosomal protein L2, chloroplastic. Bases 1 to 873 code for a protein of 290 amino acids. The record is from RefSeq and is a predicted model, not a curated record. Lineage: Eukaryota; Viridiplantae; Streptophyta; Magnoliopsida; Poales; Poaceae. Gene Ontology annotation, biological process: cytoplasmic translation. Gene Ontology annotation, cellular component: large ribosomal subunit; ribosome. The transcript has 3 exons. Gene Ontology annotation, molecular function: transferase activity; structural constituent of ribosome; RNA binding.
AUGGCUGAAUGGUUAAAGCGCCCAACUCAUAAUUGGAGAAUACUUAAUAAUACGGCGAAACAUUUAUACAAAACACCUAUCUCGAGUACACGCAAGGGAACCGUAGACAGGCAAGUGAAAUCCAAUCCACGAAAUAAUUUGAUCCAUGGACGGCACCGUUGUGGUAAAGGUCGUAAUUCCAGAGGAAUCAUUACCGCAAGGCAUAGAGGGGGAGGUCAUAAACGCCUAUACCGUAAAAUCGAUUUUCGACGGAAUCAAAAAGACAUAUCUGGUAGAAUCGUAACCAUAGAAUACGACCCUAAUCGAAAUGCAUACAUUUGUCUCAUACACUAUGGGGAUGGUGAGAAGAGAUAUAUUUUACAUCCCAGAGGGGCUAUAAUUGGAGAUACUAUUGUUUCUGGUACAAAAGUUCCUAUAUCAAUGGGAAAUGCCCUACCUUUGACCGAUAUGCCCUUAGGCACGGCCAUGCAUAACAUAGAAAUCACACGUGGAAGGGGUGGCCAAUUAGCUAGAGCAGCAGGUGCUGUAGCGAAACUUAUUGCAAAAGAGGGUAAAUCAGCCACUUUAAGAUUACCAUCUGGGGAGGUCCGUUUAGUAUCCCAAAACUGCUUAGCAACAGUCGGACAAGUGGGUAAUGUUGGGGUGAACCAAAAAAGUUUGGGUAGAGCCGGAUCUAAGUGUUGGCUAGGUAAACGCCCCAUAGUAAGAGGGGUAGUUAUGAACCCUGUGGACCACCCCCAUGGGGGCGGUGAAGGGAAAGCCCCCAUUGGUAGAAAAAAACCCACAACCCCUUGGGGUUAUCCUGCGCUUGGAAGAAGAACUAGGAAAAGGAAAAAAUAUAGCGAUAGUUUUAUUCUUCGUCGCCGUAAGUAAAUACGUAACUAGGAAUAUGGAAAAUUGCAUUUUUUGCAUUUGCAAUAAUGCGAUGGGCGAACGACGGGAAUUGAACCCGCGCAUGGUGGAUUCACAAUCCACUGCCUUGAUCCACUUGGCUACAUCCGCCCCUUAUCCAGCUACAGGAUUUUUCUCUUUUUUCCAUUCAUCAUUAUUCUAUUUAUUCUGACCUCCAUACUUCGAUCGAGAUAUUGGACAUAGAUUGCCGCUCUUUAAAAAGGAAAAAAAGGAGUAAUCAGCUGUGACACGAAAAAAAACGAAUCCUUUUGUAGCUCAUCAUUUAUUGGCAAAAAUAGAAAAGGUCAAUAUGAAGGAGGAGAAAGAAACAAUAGUAACGUGGUCCCGGGCAUCUAGCAUUCUACCCACAAUGGUUGGCCAUACAAUCGCGAUUCAUAAUGGAAAGGAACAUAUACCUAUUUACAUAACAAAUCCUAUGGUAGGUCGCAAAUUGGGGGAAUUCGUACCUACUCGGCAUUUCACGAGUUAUGAAAAUGCAAGAAAGGAUACUAAAUCUCGUCGUUAACUGAAUUCAGAAUAGAAAGAUUCAGAAUAAAAAAAAGAUGCAAAGUAAAGGUAGGCGGGGAAUAACCUUAUUUAUGACAAGUUUCAAAUUAGUAAAGUAUAUCCCUAGGAUAAAGAAGAAGAAAAGUGGGCUAAGGAAACUUGCAAGGAAAGUUCCAACCGAUCGUCUACUUAAGUUCGAGCGAGUUUUCAAAGCACAAAAACGUAUCCAUAUGUCUGUCUUCAAAGCACAAAGGGUUCUUGAUGAGAUUCGCUGGCGUUACUAUGAGGAAACAGUUAUGAUACUGAACCUCAUGCCUUAUCGAGCAUCUUAUCCCAUCUUAAAGUUGGUUUAUUCGGCAGCAGCAAAUGCUGCUCAUUAUAGGGAUUUCGACAAAGCGAAUUUAUUCAUAACUAAAGCCGAAGUCAGUAGAAGUACUAUUAUGAAAAAAUUCAGACCUCGGGCUCGAGGGCGCAGUUUCCCCAUAAAAAAAAGCAUGUGUCAUAUAACAAUUGCACUAAAUAUAGUAAAGAGAUCUAAAUAACCCUUAGAUCCAGCUAAGAUUUCGAUUCCCAGUAAAAAAAAAAUAGAAUAGAAAAAUAUGGGACAAAAAAUAAAUCCACUUGGUUUCAGACUUGGUACAACCCAAAAACACCAUUCCUUUUGGUUCGCACAACCAAAAAAUUAUUCUGAGGGUCUACAGGAAGAUAAAAAAAUAAGGAAUUGUAUCAAGAACUAUAUACAAAAAAAUAGGAAAAAGGGCUCGAAUAGAAAAAUAGAAUCAGACUCAAGUUCCGAAGUAAUUACACAUAAUAGAAAAAUGGACUCAGGUUCAAGUUCCGAAGUAAUUACACAUAUAGAAAUUCAAAAAGAAAUUGAUACGAUCCACGUCAUAAUCCAUAUAGGAUUUCCAAAUUUAUUAAAGAAAAAGGGAGUAAUCGAAGAAUUAGAGAAAGAUCUACAAAAAGAAAUUAACUCUGUAAACCAGAGACUUAAUAUUUCUAUCGAAAAAGUUAAAGAGCCUUAUAGACAACCUAACAUUCUUGCAGAAUAUAUAGCUUUUCAAUUAAAAAAUCGAGUUUCAUUCCGAAAGGCAAUAAAAAAAGCCAUUGAAUUAACUAAAAAAGCAGAUAUAAGGGGAGUCAAAGUAAAAAUAGCGGGUCGUCUCGGAGGAAAAGAAAUUGCACGUGCGGAAUGCAUCAAAAAGGGUAGACUUCCUCUCCAAACAAUUCGCGCUAAAAUUGAUUAUUGUUGCUAUCCAAUUCGAACUAUCUAUGGAGUAUUAGGUGUAAAAAUUUGGAUAUUCGUAGAUGAAGAAUAACUAAUCUUGUCUUCGCAUUCUGUGCAGUGAUAGAAUAAAAAAUGACAAGAGCCUUUUUUCCCGAAAUCCCUAAAAAAAAGAAGAAAUUAUACCUCUUUCUAUAAGAUUUAAUGAAAAUUGAUAAAUCAUUUAAUAUAAUUGCUAUGCUUAGUGUGUGACUCGUUAUUUUUUUCUUUAAAAAAAGAAAAAAAUUUAGUAAUUAUAGAAAAUUAACUAAUAACCAACCUAUUGCUUCGUAUUGUCGAGAUCCUAACUAAGAAGCAGUCACUAUCUGAAUAAAUAUCUCUAUCAUAAAUGAGUAGAUCUAUCAUAUAGUUGUAGCAACUGCAAUUUUUUCUCUAAAAAAGAAACGAGAUUCUAGGUUCUGAAGAAAAACUAAAGGGAUGUAGAUAAAGGGAAAGAUGAUAGAAAGAAGAAUAAGUAAGAUAUAGGAUUCCAAUAUGUAUGGUCUAUGAAUUGCAUCAAAAAAGGCAAUGUGAUAAAGCAUCAAUAUAAUAUAAUAAAAAUAACAGAGAAUUAGAAAUCGUAACUUGAAACAAGAACUACAAAUUUAAAGCAAUAAUUAAAGAGCCACCCGGGUUAAUAAAACUGAGAAAAUUAACUCGGAAAGACAUUUUUUUGAAGCUCCGUUGCGGGAUUCAGACCUAACCAUUCAAGGAGAAGCAGUGGGAACGACAGAACCUAUGACUCCAUAGGAUUUUAUUGCAAAGAAUCCAAAAACCUCAUUGGACGGGAUGGCGGAACAAACCCCAAAAAUUGUCUUAUUUGGUAAGGUUAUAAAUUACCAAAUAAGACAGGAAUAGAGUAAAUAUUCGCCCGCGAAAUCCUUAUUGAAUUAGAAUACUUUACCGCAAUUCAAUAAUUCAAUAAAUUCAAUAAAAGUAAAAAGAAAGAUAUUUUUUUUAAGAAGGAUUACGUUAAAAAUAGAAUAUAGAUAAAUAGACACACACAUCUAGAUAUAUUCUAGAUCUUCUUUCUUGACUAUAUAUUUUUCUAUUUGAACAAAAUUAACUAUGAAAAAUAAAAAAAACUAACUUUUUCUAUUACCUAUUAAUGUGUAUCUAUCCAUAAUAUUUUUGAAUAUUAUGGAAUUAGAGCAAUUUCCACGCUUUCUCAUUUAAUUCGCGAGGAGCUGGAUGAGAAGAAACUCUCAUGUCCAGUUUUGCAGUAGAGAUGGAACUACGAAAGAACCAUCGACUAUAACCCCAAAAGAACCAAAUUUCGCAAACAACAUAGAGGAAGAAUGAAAGGAAAAUCCUGCCGAGGCAAUCGUAUUUGUUUUGGUAGAUAUGCUCUUCAAGCACUUGAACCCACUUGGAUCACGGCGAGACAGAUAGAAGCGGGACGAAGAGCAAUAACACGAUAUGCACGUCGUGGUGGAAAAAUAUGGGUACGUAUAUUUCCCGACAAACCAGUUACACUAAGACCCACGGAAACACGUAUGGGCUCGGGAAAGGGGUCCCCCGAAUAUUGGGUAGCUGUUGUUAAACCAGGUCGUAUACUUUAUGAAAUGGGUGGAGUAUCCGAAACUGUAGCUAGAGCAGCUAUCUCCAUAGCUGCCAGUAAAAUGCCCAUACGAAGUCAAUUUAUUCGAUUAGAGAUAUAGAACCCCAAAAACGGGUUUUUCUUUCUGGAAAGACAAUAUUUCUUUCAUCCUUUUGCAUCGAAAUAAAAAAUUGAAAUCCAAAUAAUAUGAUUCAACCUCAGACCCUUUUAAAUGUAGCAGAUAAUAGUGGAGCUCGAAAAUUGAUGUGUAUUCGAGUCAUAGGAACUGCUGGUAAUCAGCGAUAUGCUCGUAUUGGUGAUGUUAUUGUUGCUGUAAUCAAAGACGCAGUGCCCCAAAUGCCUCUAGAAAGAUCCGAAGUAAUUCGAGCUGUAAUUGUACGUACAUGUAAAGAGUUCAAAUGUGAAGACGGUAUAAUAAUCCGCUAUGAUGACAAUGCAGCGGUUAUAAUUGAUCAAAAAGGAAAUCCAAAAGGAACUCGAGUUUUUGGGGCGAUCACCGAGGAAUUGAGAGAAUUGAAUUUUACCAAAAUAGUUUCAUUAGCUCCUGAAGUAUUAUAAAUACUAGUAGGCGAAAUUUAGAUCAAAGAGUGAAUUAGUAGAUUGUGUUUCACGUAUAUGUUUUAAAAUCUAAAAUGAAAAGAAAAAAAAGAAAACAUGUUGAUUAUAGAAAAAUUGGGAGGAACCUAGAAUUAGAAUCUUAUGGGCAAAGACACUAUUGCUGAUUUACUAACCUCUAUAAGAAACGCGGACAUGAAUAAAAAAGCAACAGUUCGAGUAGUAUCUACAAAUAUUACUGAAAACAUUGUAAAAAUACUUCUACGAGAGGGUUUUAUUGAAAGUGUUCGGAAACAUCAGGAACGUAACAGAUAUUUCUUGGUUUUAACUUUGCGACAUCAAAAGAGAAAGACUAGAAAAGGAAUAUAUAGAACAAGAACUUUUUUAAAGCGUAUCAGCCGACCCGGCUUACGAAUUUAUACCAACUAUCAAGGAAUUCCUAAAGUUUUGGGUGGAAUGGGAAUUGCUAUUCUUUCUACUUCUCGAGGGAUAAUGACAGAUCGAGAGGCUCGACUAAACAGAAUUGGGGGAGAAGUCUUAUGUUAUAUAUGGUAAUCGCCUUGCCUAUAGUGCCCGAAUUCUCUCUCGAACUUCCUAUUAUUCAAAUAAAAAGAAAAAAAUAGCAGAAAAAAAAAAUGACAGAAAAAAAAAAUAGGCGAGAAAAGAAAAACCCGAGAGAAGCAAAAGUAACUUUCGAAGGUUUAGUUACGGAAGCCCUACCCAACGGAAUGUUCCGCGUUCGUCUAGAGAAUGACACCAUCAUCCUGGGCUAUAUUUCAGGAAAGAUUCGGUCUAGUUCUAUACGAAUACUGAUGGGGGAUAGGGUCAAAAUUGAAGUAAGUCGUUAUGAUUCAAGCAAGGGACGUAUCAUUUAUAGACUUCCCCAUAAGGAUUCGAAGCGUAUCGAAGACUCGAAGGAUAGCGAAGAUUUGAAGGAUAGCGAAGAUUUGAAGGAUUAGGUUUUUCUUUUUUCUAGAAUAAUAAAUGCAAAGUUCAAAAAUUACAGCGAAGAGACUUAUUUUUUCCAAAAGAUUAGAUUCAUGGUUUAAGAAAGGAUACGGAAAUAUGAAAAUAAGAGCUUCCGUUCGUAAAAUUUGUACAAAAUGUCGACUGAUUCGUAGGCGUGGCCGAAUUAGAGUCAUUUGCUCCAACCCGAAACAUAAACAAAGACAGGGAUAAUCUUUCGAAAAAGCACUUUACUUUCUAAAAAGUAAAAAAAAAGAAUACCUGCGGGAAUGUUUAAAUUAAUAAUAAAAUAAUUUGAAAUAAUUAAAGUAAAGGGUAUAUUUUACCCUGAAACGGAUAUCUUUGUAUCUUUUUUUUAUUUUUUUUACUCAUAUUUAUGAGAUUUAUGAGAUAAUAAAAUAUGGCAAAAGCUGUACCAAAAAUAGGUUCACGUAAGAGAGUGCGUAUUGGUUUACGUAGGAAUGCACGUUUUAGUUUACGGAAGAGUGCACGUAGAAUAACAAAAGGGGUUAUUCAUGUUCAAGCUAGUUUCAACAAUACCAUUAUAACUGUUACAGACCCACAAGGUCGAGUGGUUUUCUGGUCCUCUGCGGGUACUUGUGGAUUCAAAAGCUCAAGAAAAGCAUCACCCUAUGCUGGUCAAAGAACAGCAGUCGAUGCUAUUCGUACAGUAGGUUUACAACGAGCAGAAGUUAUGGUAAAGGGCGCUGGUAGUGGAAGAGAUGCCGCAUUACGAGCCAUUGCUAAAAGUGGUGUGCGCUUAAGUUGUAUACGCGAUGUAACACCUAUGCCGCAUAAUGGAUGUCGACCGCCUAAAAAAAGGCGUCUGUAAAAGAAUUAACCCGCUUUCAAGAGAAAUAAACGAUUCAAUGAUCAAAUAAUAAUACUAGUCUAUUAUGGUUCGAGAGGAGGUAGCAGGAUCCACUCAAACAUUACAGUGGAAGUGUGUUGAAUCAAGAGUAGAUAGUAAGCGUCUUUAUUAUGGUCGUUUCAUUCUGUCCCCGCUUAUAAAAGGUCAAGCAGAUACCGUCGGUAUUGCCUUGCGAAGAGCUUUACUUGGAGAAAUAGAAGGAACAUGUAUCACACGUGCAAAAUUUGGAAGCGUGCCACACGAAUAUUCUACAAUAGCGGGUAUUGAAGAAUCCGUACAAGAAAUUUUAGUAAAUUUGAAAGAAAUUGUAUUGAGAAGUAAUCUCUAUGGAGUUAGAGACGCAUCCAUUUGCGUCAAAGGUCCCAGAUGCAUAACUGCUCAAGAUAUUAUCUUACCACCUUCCGUAGAAGUCGUUGAUACGGCACAGCCUAUAGCUAACUUGACCGAGCCCAUUGAUUUCUGUAUUCAGUUACAGAUCAAGAGAGAUCGUGGAUAUCAGACGGAACUUAGAAAGAACUAUCAAGAUGGAAGUUAUCCUAUAGAUGCUGUAUCCAUGCCUGUUCGAAAUGUGAAUUAUAGUAUUUUUUCUUGUGGGAAUGGAAAUGAAAAACACGAGAUACUUUUUCUCGAAAUAUGGACUAAUGGAAGUUUAACCCCUAAGGAAGCGCUUUAUGAGGCUUCUCGUAAUUUGAUUGAUUUAUUUCUUCCUUUUCUACACGCAGAGGAAGAGGGAACUGGUUUCGAAGAAAAUAAAAACAGGUUUACUCCACCCCUUUUUACUUUUCAAAAAAGAUUGACUAAUCGAAAGAAAAACAAAAAAGGAAUUCCAUUGAAUUUUAUUUUUAUUGAUCAAUUAGAAUUGCCUUCUAGAACGUAUAAUUAUCUCAAAAGGGCCAAUAUACAUACACUAUUGGACCUUUUGAGUAAGACUGAAGAAGAUCUUAUGAGAAUUGACAGUUUUCGUAUGGAAGAUGGAAAACAGAUAUGGGACACUCUAGAGAAGCAUCUCCCAGUUGAUUUACUUAAGAAUAAGCUCUCGUUUUAAAUCCAUUGCAAUUUUUGGCUCUUCUUCUUUUUCGAGUUAGGAUAAAAAGAAAAAAACAAGUUUGCAUCUUCAGGAGAAUCUAUAUUUUCGCGAAAUGGAUCAUAAUAAAAUGGAUUUUAGGUAUCUAGGGAAAAUUCACUUCGAAGUAACUAUUUCCUAGAUACCUAUGCACGGUACUUCACGGUUGAAUGAAUCAACCUGAAAAAUACCUAAAAAAGGCCUAAAGUUAAGGAUUUAUCAAUGGGUAAUGUUGCUCCAAUACCUAACCAAAGAGCUACUGCAGUACCGAUUAAAAAAACGGUCGUAGCUACCGGGCGACGAAAUGGAUUUUGGAAUUUGUUGACAUUCUCUAGAAAAGGUACUGUCAAUAAGCCUGUUGGCACAGAAACCAUUAAGAGAAC